AUGCAACAAGUCUGUCCGGAUUGCGGCUCACAAGAUGCCUCCGCGCUGCUGGCCGAAAUCGGUCAACGAAUUUGCUCCAUGUGCGGCUACAUCUCGAAUGAUCUCCAGUUCUACGAGCCCACUGACGUGCUCCAAGCCGUCUAUGAACUUGGCAGAAGAGGGCAGCACAUAGCCUCGGAUUCUGCGCAGUUGGCUCCUGUGGCCUCCUUCUGGUCCAACGACCCCGAUCACAAGCAUCAAGUCUAUGCGCUUCAGCGCAAAUCUGAAGUCGAUGCCCAUACACUCGGUACGCUCAACAAGCUCGGAAGCCCUUCUUUCUUCGAACAAGUCGAUUUUCUCUUCCAGCGUGCUAAAAACGAAUCGUGGAAGCGAUCGGCUUCCGCAGAUGCGGUCAAUGAGGACAACGAUUCAGACGUUCAAGACGUAGAAGCACUUCUCGCCUCAUCCUCGACCCUAGUGCCCGCAAGCCUCAGACCGCGCCGGGUGCGUUGGGGCAGCGGCUCCCUGCACCUUGCUACUGCCUGCUGCUACGCCGUCCUACGUCGCGCAGGCGUCCGUAUCGACCUCGAGACCGUGUCACAUGCUGCUCAGCUGCCUUCACUCAAAGUGCGGGCCGCCUUCCGUCACCUGCGUUUGCUGGUCAAGGAAGCAGUGCGAAAUGUCAAACUCGCCAAUCCAGACGUUUAUUUGCGCCGUAUCGUCGCCUUCUUCCGCUUUCACCUGAGGCACAGACCCUCAUCGGCCCUCCAUCCUACCAUCGUCAAGUUCCUUUCACCCCUCGGGCGAAGUAGCGCGAAUUCGAGUCGCGAGGGCAAGGCAAGUCCAGUGUCCACCAGCACAUCGUUUGAGGCGAUCGAGGCCACAGCGCUCGAUCUCUGCGCCUUGUGGUGGCCCGAUCGUCCAAGCCAUCCUGCCGUCCCUGCGCCUCUGGCUGCAUUUGCGAGCAUCGUCCUCGCCAUGGAAGCACAUCUCAAGGCUUCAGCGCCGAUCUUCGAGAUCUUUCGCUGUACAAAGGCGGCUCUCCAGUUCAAUUCCAACGUCAUCGACUCCGAACAAGCUCGCGGUCACGGCCCAAGCGGCGACGCUACGAUGAGCAAGAAUGCCGUUGUAUACUACAAAGAGCUGUGCGCGGCCUUGAACACGCAGGCAGCCAAGAUACCCUGGCUCUUUGAUGCGGCUCCGGUCAGCAAGAAGCGACGCGAAAGGCAGCGUUUAGUCGCACGAGCUGGCGAACGUGCUAGCAUCGCCACAACGACGAAUCUCGCCCGCCUGGAUGUCAUUGUUCACGCCCUUGAUAUCCUGGAUGUCUGGCGCAGCACACACUCCAGCGAAAGUCGAGAUGUAACUUCGAAGCUGAGUACAUCGCAUUUCCGACCUGUCGACCCUUAUCGGCCAAACCCAUCAACGGCGAGCUUCAGAUCCGCCGGGGAAGUCGGCGCCGAACACGCUACAGAUCAAGAGGAGAUGAACAAGGACGAACUCGACUGUUUCCUCUCCACAUCUCGAGAUCAGGCACCAUCUGAGUCGGACGGCGGUAGCAGCGAGGUCUGGUCUCGCGUUCGACGGAAGCUGGAAGCUGCCGGUCUACUCGAUGCAGGAGUUGGCGACGAUGGUCGCAGAUCUUCCGCUCAUCCUCUCGAUGCACUGACAGACGCGCAAGUUGACGAACUGCUCUUUGAUGUGGACGAAAUGGCGUCGCUUCUCCGAACGGAUCCGACCGAGCGGUCUGAUGUCGAACGAGCAAAGAUCGCUGCUGGGGUUUGGCCGGCCACAUUCGAACACGAAAGAAACGCCGAGAUCGCCGCAUUGGCACGCAGCAUGGAACGGCAGUCACCGCCAGCCCAGGCUAUAAAGAUCGAGUCUUACCAGUCAGUGUCGUCACCUGAAUCCGCCUCAAGCAGUUCUAGAAGACGUUCGAAACGUGGCAAAGGCUCUUCUGCGACAGUCAAAACGGAGCUCACCACACAUCCCGAGUCGCGUGCACAGUCGCAAAAGCGCACUCGGAUCAAACCCUUCGGCGUCUCUCUCCGCGAACAGCUCGACGAGUCAGACUGGAGCGAAUGA
This is a messenger RNA of Kalmanozyma brasiliensis GHG001, 2064 nucleotides long. RefSeq lists its product as uncharacterized. The transcript has a single exon. Bases 1 to 2064 code for a protein of 687 amino acids. NCBI's taxonomy places the organism in Eukaryota, Fungi, Basidiomycota, Ustilaginomycetes, Ustilaginales. The record is from RefSeq and is a predicted model, not a curated record.